CAGAAGGGGCGAGGGGGAGAGAGAGAGAGAGAGAGAGAGAGCGAGAGAGAGAGGGCAAAAGGGAGGAGAAAUAGGGAACGAGAGGUAUUUUCGCUAAAAUUGUAAGGAUGGAUAGUUCGCAAAGCUAGAAGCGAGGAUCGCAAAUGAGAAAACGAAGCCUGGAGGUAUCGCUUCUAUGAGAACGAACGUGAAAUACGUUAAACACGAGCACAAAGACGAGUAGCCGUAGGAAAAUUAGUUAUACCGAGCUGGUCUGACCGAAAACGGAUAGCUUAAAAGAAUUCUAAACGAUAAACUAGCUGGUACCAUAAGAAAAUUUUAUAUGUAAAACAAAUUGCUUUAAGUAGGAGAACAAAGGAUUUGAACAAAAAAAAAAACAAAAAAAAAUAAAAAGAAAAAAAGGAAGAGAAGAGCAAAACGAUUUCUACGAACAGUAGAACUUUAUUAGGGGCAGAGAAAAAUAAUUUUAAAAGAGAGGAAGUCUCAAGGUGACAAAGCACAGAAGCGAUUAUAGACGAUACGUUUGGGAUAAUAAUGAGCGAAAGCUGAAAGUCACCGGAAAUAAAAGGUAGAAAAGUAAACGAGAAACAUACGUACGUGGAACGAGAAGCUGAGGAAAGAAGGAAGGGAAGGAGACAGAAAGGAAAUUGAUUUAUUGUCACGGGGAAAUAAAACUCGCUUUCAGAACGCACAAAGUAUUUUUCGGCAAUAGUGAACUCUUCAGACAUGAAUGUGACUUCAGACGUGGACAUUUUUGCAAACGAGAGUUACAACGUGAGCAACGGUCUCGAUUGCGGAGGAGAACUACACUCGUACAGAAUAUGGGAACGCGUGUUGAUCGUUAUCAUCGCGGUUUUCCUCAGUCUGACCACCGUUGUCGGUAACAUCAUGGUGAUGAUUUCGUUCAAGAUCGACAAACAACUGCAAACGAUCUCCAAUUAUUUCCUGUUCAGCCUAGCAGUUGCUGAUUUCGCGAUCGGUCUAAUCUCCAUGCCUCUCUUCACAGUUUACACUGUGCUCGGCUAUUGGCCGUUGGGGCCGCAUAUCUGCGACACGUGGCUAGCAUUAGAUUACUUGGCCAGUAACGCAUCAGUUUUGAAUCUUCUUAUAAUCAGCUUCGACAGAUAUUUCUCUGUGACGAGGCCUCUUACCUACCGAGCCAAGAGAACUACUUCUAAGGCAGCCAUUAUGAUCG
This is a messenger RNA of Eufriesea mexicana, 1195 nucleotides long. RefSeq names its product muscarinic acetylcholine receptor DM1-like. The record is from RefSeq and is a predicted model, not a curated record. Gene Ontology annotation, cellular component: synapse; plasma membrane; dendrite. Gene Ontology annotation, biological process: adenylate cyclase-inhibiting G protein-coupled acetylcholine receptor signaling pathway; G protein-coupled receptor signaling pathway, coupled to cyclic nucleotide second messenger; chemical synaptic transmission. The annotation marks the transcript as partial. Gene Ontology annotation, molecular function: G protein-coupled acetylcholine receptor activity; G protein-coupled serotonin receptor activity. Lineage: Eukaryota; Metazoa; Arthropoda; Insecta; Hymenoptera; Apidae. The transcript has a single exon.